This is a messenger RNA of Fragaria vesca subsp. vesca, 882 nucleotides long. RefSeq lists its product as uncharacterized. The transcript has a single exon. The record is from RefSeq and is a predicted model, not a curated record. Lineage: Eukaryota; Viridiplantae; Streptophyta; Magnoliopsida; Rosales; Rosaceae. Bases 1 to 735 code for a protein of 244 amino acids.
AUGAAAUACAAUGAGAUAUCCCACUUCAGCCACCCCCAACAUAAGCUCAAGUUUGAGUACACAGAAAUCCCUUUCAAGUGCGAUGGCUGCAAGGAAGUAGGCAUAGGAUCGCGUUACAAGUGCGCGACAUGCGACUUCGAUCUCCACAUGCACUGCGCCAUACCCACUCCUUCCAUCUUCCACCCUUUCUACACCAAGUGCUCCUUCCAGUUCCUCUCCCGAGCCCCCGGGGACUCCCCACGCUAUUGCAAUGCGUGCGAGAAGGACAUAACUGGAUUCGUGUACCAUUGCAGGUCCUGCGGGUUUGAUCUCCACCCUUGCUGCGCCAAGCUCCCCAUGGUGCUGGACGACGGGGAGGUCAACCUCUAUCUGUAUAGGAAAGUGAGCAGCUCCUGCCAUAAGUGCGGGCGCAAAGGGAGGAGCUGGAGUUAUAGAUCGAAAUGCAAGAAGUACAAUUUGCAUGUGGCGUGUGUGAAGGAAAUGCUUGUGGAAACUUGGCAUGAGUUUUUGCGUACGCAUGGGAAGAGUAGUAGUAGUGCUAGUAGGAAACUGGAGAUGACUAGAAUUCCUAGUCUCAGGAACAUGCUUCAGAGCCAUCACCAUAAGAGCAGAGGUAAAGUGAAGAAGUGUUGUGAGAUGGCUGGGUUGGCCGUGCAGUUUGUGAUAUCGGCGGUGUUGGGUGAUCCGACAACGUUGAUUGCUGGGGUUAUUGGGUCACUUAUGUCACGAGGGUGACGAAAGUACUUGGUGGAGGGUGGUAGACUGGUAGUGGUACUUGUGGAUGAAAUUGUAGAUGUUUUAAAAGAUGAUAGGAGAUAAAGGCACUCCAUGAUCCUGUAAUAUUGUUGAUAUAAUAAAUUUAAUUAUCUUUCGUAAUUUUCA